Molecule: messenger RNA, 1959 nt
Organism: Betta splendens (Siamese fighting fish)
Lineage: Eukaryota; Metazoa; Chordata; Actinopteri; Anabantiformes; Osphronemidae
Product: galectin-8-like
Exons: 8
Coding region: 138-1028 (296 amino acids)
Molecular function (GO): carbohydrate binding
Source: RefSeq, a predicted model, not a curated record
GUGUUGGGCGCAUGCGCACGAAGGGAAAAUGCCCGCCGCUGUCAGCAGCAGUGUGUAGCACAGCAGAGCUAUAACCCGAGUCUGUUUGGCGCUGAUACCUCUCGCUCUGCAUGUUGUAGUCUGACACAGGAAGCCUGAUGUCUGUGGCAAAUGCGAAACACACUGUCCUGAAUCCGGUGAUCCCAUACACAGGACCCAUACCUGGAGGCCUGCACCCCGGGGAGAUCAUCAUCAUUCAGGGCACUGUGCUCCCAGAUGCCGACAGGUUUCAGAUCGACCUGUCGAGUGGCUGCAGCACCAAGCCACGCUCCGACGUCGCCCUCCACUUCAGCCCUCGCUUCAAAGGCUCGCCCUGCGUGGUCUGCAACUGCCUGCUGCAGGAGAACUGGGGCCAGGAGGAGACGCUCCACCAGCUGCCCUACAAACGAGGAGCCCCGUUUGAGACCAUCAUCCUGGUGAACGAAGACGUCUUUAAGGUGGCGGUAAAUGGCUCUCACCUACUGGAAUACAAGCACAGAAUCCAACUAAACAGGGUCGACACGUUUUCUAUUUCUGGGAAAGUCAGGGUGCACGCCAUCGGCUACAUCCCCAACUCAGCAAUAUAUUCAGAAUCAGGAGACUUAAGCCUCCCCUACAAAGGUAGUAUCCUUAAAGGUCUGAGCCCAGGGCAGCACAUCACAAUCAAAGGACAGGUCAGCAUGUAUCCUCACAGUUUCACAGUGAACCUCCGCAACAGCAGGACAGAGAACAUCGCUCUUCAUUUGAACCCCCGCAUAAGGUCGGGAGUGUUCACCAGGAACUCGUACCUAGACGAGUCCUGGGGUCAGGAGGAGCGCGAGAUUCCUUUCUUCCCCUUUUCAUCGGGCGAGUACUUUGAAAUCCUCAUCCUCUGUCAGCCCCAUCAGUUCAAGCUGGCUGUGAACGGUACACACCUGUUCGAGUUCAGACAUCGGGUACAGGACCUCAGCAGCAUCGACCAGCUGGAGAUCAUGGGGGACCUGGAGCUUACCGACGUGAAACUGUGGUGAUAUUGGAUCCCUCGGAUCCCAUGAAAACCAGCGUUCUAGUCACUGUUGUGUUCUGGUUAGGUAUGCUAAAUUAGCUUAGACAGAAUGGCCCAGACAACAGAGGCUGAAGGUGGCAAAUCCUGUGCUGACUCUAUGUUUGAAUGUCAGGUCACUGGUUUUAAGCUACUCUAGCAUCUCUGGUGAAAAGGACAGGAUGGGUCCAACCACAGACUUGAAUGAUCCAUCUUUCUAGCCCCAACCUGAGGACUGACGCAUGAGAUUUAGUUGUCCUGGAGUGUCAGGCUACGAGCCACCAUGACUGUUUACAGCUAUAAUUUAGGCUUGCUUCAUUUUCAGAAACUGUCCCUAGUGCAUCUCUACUCUGCACUGUAUGAUUAAAACAGCAAAUAUGCAAGUUAAUACACUGGCUAAAUUAAAAAGCAUUCAAAUAACAGCAAAUGCAAUUAAUGAGUUUGAGGUGCUCUAUUAUUUUGGAGUAAGAUCCAGUAAAGAAUAAUUCAAUGCAUAGCUACAAUUAAAAUUAAUUACAAAACGAUUAGUAAUGCUUAUUUUCUUUUUUUAGCACAUGGUUGAUAUCGCUCAUCUUAAUGUAUUCGAGUACUUGACCACAUCUCUUUACGUCUGAUAUCUUUAACCACUAACAUGCCAAUGAACUUGCAUGUAUUAUUUUUUGUAGUAAAUUUCUUACAAUGUAAUGAUAAAGCAGCACAGGGUAAAAUCAACAGGGAAAGUAUUUAAAUGAACAAAUUAGGUUUUUGAAAAGUAUAGAGAACUUAUGUGUUUGAGAUCAUCGUCUCCCUGUUUCAGCAAAGAGAAAAGAAACUUUUUUCCUGCGCUAUUUUUGUUUUGCAUUUUCUGUUCAAGUGAAGAAAAAACUAUAUAUCACAAAUGAUUUAAUAACAAAUAAAUGUACUAUUAUGUUUAUAUCUAA